This is a messenger RNA of Papaver somniferum (opium poppy), 1326 nucleotides long. Its product is annotated as probable aspartic protease At2g35615. Gene Ontology annotation, cellular component: extracellular region. The coding region runs from base 1 to 1326 and encodes 441 amino acids. The transcript has a single exon. Lineage: Eukaryota; Viridiplantae; Streptophyta; Magnoliopsida; Ranunculales; Papaveraceae. The record is from RefSeq and is a predicted model, not a curated record.
AUGAUCCAUAGAGACUCGAGAGAAUCACCUUUUUAUCCGGGUGACCACUUAACACAAGAUGAAAGGCUUCAAAGAUUCGUCGAACAAUCCAAAGCUCAAGCGCGUUACAUCGAGUCACAAAUAUUACACCAAAACAAUGCAACUCGCUCCAUUAAUCUUGAUGUUGCACGUUUACCUGUAGUUUAUGAACCAAGAACCUUUUACGUUGCAACGCUUGGUUUAGGUACGUUUCCUGGUGAACGACCACCAUUCAAGAAUUACUAUUUGAUGAUUGAUUCUGGCAGUGAACUGACGUGGCUUCAGUGCGAAGGUGCCACUAAAGCUUUCAAUCAAGAUAUGCCUCUUUAUCCUUGGCAUUUGUCAACUACAUACCAUCCUAUGCCUUGCAAUACACAUCCUUUGUGCAAGGGAGAUAGGUGCAAUGCUAAUGGCGAAUGCAUCUACGAAAGAUCUUAUCAGGCUGGAUCGGUUACUGCUGGUGUUCUUGCUAAAGAAACAUUAACCGUAAGGUCUGAUAUUGGUGGCUCUGAAAGUAUGGAAUUAUACAUGGGGUGUGGUUUUAACCAAGAGAAUUUCGAUAUCGGUGAUAAUCAUCUGCGUGGCAAACCCGAUCUUAUUGCAGGAAUACUUGGUUUAGGAUCAGGAUCGUGGUCUUUUGUGAAUCAAUUAGGUGAUGAAGGGCAAGGUAAAUAUUCCUACUGCUUCGAGCCGUAUAACUCUAACAUUGGGGGAUCAGAUACAUAUUUAAGGUUUGGUGAAGAUGCAAAAAUUGGAGGCGCAUUUUCAAAAGUAUAUACAACUCCCAUGGUAGUGACUCAGUUUCCGACCCAACUCUAUUACUUAAAACUAGAAGAUAUUAGUGUAGGUAAUAACAAAAUAAGAUUCCCUAGAGGUACUUUUGAGGUCAACAGUAAAGGAGUUGGCGGUACUGCCAUAGAUUCUGGUACUCCAAUAUCCAUGAUGUAUAAAUAUCAUUUUGAUAGAGUUGCAAAUUUGGUGAAGGAACAUUUUAGCAAACUCGGAGUCGAAUAUAUCGGUUCCCAGGAAUAUUUUGAUGUUUGUUUCAGGCUACGGGGAAAAUUUGAUAUUAAUAAUUAUCCUUCCAUAACAUACCAUUUUCAACAGGCCGACUAUGUUAUUUCAGAUUAUAAAGCUAAUUUUGUGAUGCUAUCCAUUGACACGGUUUGUUUAGCCAUUUUCUCACGGGAUAGUAAUACACCAUCUUUAUUAUUAGGAGCAAUGCAACAAAUUAAUAAACGGAUUCUAUAUAAUGUGAUGGAUCAGUCACUCUCAUUUGCUUCAGAGCAUUGCGAAUUAGAUUCAUGA